UCUGAGGGUCGAAGGGAAAUAUGAUGAUGGUUUAGGAGGCUCAAUAUUUUGGAAUGAGACUAUUUUCAGAUUCCAAAGUAUACAACUAGCUGGAAACUAUUCUCUGGGGGUCGGAGGGAAAUAUGAUGAUGGUUUAGGAGGCUCAAUAUUUUGGAAUGAGACUAUUUUCAGAUUCCAAAGUAUACAACUAGCUGGAAACUAUUCUCUGGGGGUCGAAGGGAAAUAUGAUGAUGGUUUAGGAGGCUCAAUAUUUUGGAAUGAAACUAUUUUCAGAUUCCAAAGUAUGUGCUCGCUGGAAACUAUUCUCUGAGGGUCGAAGGGAAAUAUGAUGAUGGUUUAGGAGGCUCACUAUUUUCGAAUGAAACUAUUUUCAGAUUCCAAAGUAUACAACUAGCUGGAAACUAUUAUCUGAGGGUCG
Molecule: messenger RNA, 418 nt
Organism: Owenia fusiformis
Lineage: Eukaryota; Metazoa; Annelida; Polychaeta; Sabellida; Oweniidae
Source: the annotation of a GenBank genome assembly